CGCCCGGUCCUUACAAGCAAUUCUUUCUUCACUCGCAUGCGCACGCACUCUUUCUCGCUCUCGCGCACUCACCCUCGCCGUCUUCAAUCCUCCAGUUUCUCUCCGCGCAGCGCCAUGGGACCCGGUUCCUUCCUGCUGAUCGCCCUCGCGAUCGCGUGCUCGGCCUCGCUCAUGCUCCCAGGGGCCGCGGCGGCGGCGGCCGUGCCUCAGCACUGCGCGGGGGACUUCGACAAGGUGACGUCGUGCCUGGACUUCGCGCAGGGGAAGGAGGCGGCGCCGACGAAGCAGUGCUGCGCGGCGGUGGGGGAGAUAAGGGAGAGCGACCCGGCGUGCCUCUGCUUCUUCAUCGAGCAGAUCCACAACGGAAGCAACCCGAUGAUCAAGAGCAUGAACAUCCAGGAGUCCCGCCUCCUCCAGCUCCCUUCCGCCUGCAACCUCAAGAACUCCAGCGUCAGCGACUGCCCCAAGCUUCUGGGCAUACCUCCAUCCUCUCCGGACUCCGCCAUCUUCGCCAACGCUUCUUCGUCCAGCACUUCUUCGUCCACGGCCGCUCCAGCGACUGCAGGAACAGGAACCCCAUCGUCGGCCAAAACAGCCAGCGACAGCUCGAGCGGGACUGUCCACCAAUGCAUGAGCGCCUUGGCGAUUAUUGUCGGGACCAUCCUUCUCGCCUGGUUUCCCCGUUGAUCCGAGCUUUGAGCUUGUCGGCAAGGCGGUGAAGGUCCAUCGAUGGCGGCCUAGUUUUUAAAUGUAGUGAAGUUUGGGGUUCCUUGUCAUUGCUCUUCUGCUGAGUUGGGACAAUCUCUCCACGUUACUUUGUACUUGGUUUUAGCAUGCUUUGCCUUUGUGAGUUUGGUGUUA
Rhodamnia argentea is the source of this 861-nucleotide messenger RNA. RefSeq names its product non-specific lipid transfer protein GPI-anchored 1. The transcript has 2 exons. The record is from RefSeq and is a predicted model, not a curated record. The coding region runs from base 37 to 687 and encodes 216 amino acids. NCBI's taxonomy places the organism in Eukaryota, Viridiplantae, Streptophyta, Magnoliopsida, Myrtales, Myrtaceae.